GUUCAGCAUCAUGUGCUGGAGAGAAAUAUCCGACGACGCGCACCCACUUACACAGAUCUCUGAUUGAUUCUCCAGCUAUCUAAUAACAUUAUUCCUCAUGCUUUUACUCUUCAACAAGCCUUCACCUUUCACUGCCUGCCUUGAUCCGUUUGUAUCUAUGGAUAAACACAAUGCUGUUUAUCGCAGGGGUUGCGUUUGCGAGUAUGAAUCAUAUGUCUGAGAAGUAGAUCACACACUUCCCGUGUAGUCUUUGUGUUCGGCCUACAGUACCGCUGCAUUUACCGACAACCCUCCGCUUUACCGGGAGUGAAAACCUCCCGGGCUGUAGGAUGCAUGUUGACAGCACCAUCAGUUUUGUUUGUCUGCGUCUGGCUGCUGAGCGUCUGCAGUAGCACAAUGACCGAUGCGUCUACACGACUCGUACCGAGACACCCUCUAAAGUCCUUCCAAUGAUAUGAUAGUAGCUACCUGGAUUGCAUUCUGUGCCAGCAGGAGCCUCGUGCGGGUUCUACGACUGACCGUAGAACAGCUGCAGUCAGUGCAGUUUUGGCCCAGCCUCUCGUCCAGCGGAGCCAUGGGGAACAGCUGUGUGUGCAGAGAGGACAGUGACGUGGAGGAGGGAUCGGCCCCUCGCAGGCAGCUCAGGCGAGUGGAUAACUCCAUAUCCGAAUCCCAGGAGGCAAGAGGCAGCCGGCCCAGGGACCCGGUCCGACCGCCCAGACGAGGUCGAGGGCCGCAUGAACCACGUCGGAAAAAACAAAACGUGGAUGGAUUGGUACUGGACACGCUGGCUGUUAUCAGGACUCUUGUUGACAAUGACCAAGAGCCGCCGUACUCCAUGAUCACAUUACACGAGAUGGCCGAGACGGAUGAUGGCUGGUUGGAAGUGGUCCAGUCUUUAAUUCGGGUAAUUCCUCUAGAUGACCCAUUGGGUCCGGCUGUAAUAACCCUGCUGCUGGAUGAAUGCCCUUUGCCCACCAAAGAUGCUUUGCAGAAGUUGUCGGACAUGUUGAAUCUAAGUGCCGCUGUUGCCCGUCAGGAUGCCCUCAUCCCUGCCAAACACCGUAACACCACAGCAGUGCUAGGCUGCCUGGCUGAGAAACUGGCUGGUCCAGCAAGCAUCGCUCUUCUCAGCCCUGGAACUCUGGAGUACCUGCUUGAGAGUUUGAGCUCUGAGGCCCACCCCACUGUCAUGCUGUUCGCUCUCAUCGCAUUAGAGAAAUUCUCUCAAACCAGCGAGAACAAGCUUACAGUAUCAGAGUCGUGUAUCAGUGAUCGCCUCUCUGUUUUGGAAUGCUGGGCCGAUCAUCCAGACUAUCUAAAGCGUCAAGUCGGCUUCUGCGCUCAGUGGAGCCUGGAUAACCUCUUCAUUAAAGAGGGCCGCCAGUUCACCUAUGAGAAGGUCAACUUGAGCAAUAUCAACGCCAUGCUAAACAGUAAUGAUGUCAGCGAGUAUCUUAAGAUCUCUCCUACUGGACUGGAGGCUCGGUGUGACGCGUCGUCAUUUGAGAGCGUUCGCUGCACGUUCUGUGUGGAUUCAGGUGUUUGGUACUAUGAAGUCACAGUCAUCACCUCUGGCGUCAUGCAGAUUGGCUGGGCAACCAAGGACAGCAAGUUUCUAAAUCAUGAGGGUUAUGGGAUUGGAGAUGAUGAAUACUCAUGUGCGUACGAUGGCUGCAGGCAGCUGAUCUGGUACAACGCUCGCAGUAAACCUCACUCCCACCCCUGCUGGAAAGAAGGUGAUGCCAUAGGCUUCCUGCUGGACCUCAGUAAAAAACAGAUGAUCUUUUAUCUAAAUGGACACCAGCUGCCUCCUGAGAAGCAGGUGUUCUCCUCCGCCACAUCUGGCUUCUUUGCUGCAGCCAGUUUCAUGUCCUACCAACAGUGUGAGUUCAACUUUGGUGCCAAGCCCUUCCGCCAUCCGCCCUCCAUCAAAUUCAACACAUUUAAUGAGUUCGCCUCACUCGCAUCGGAUGAGAAAAUCAUUCUGCCUAGACACAGGCGCUUGGCUUUGCUCAAACAGGUCAGCAUCAGAGAUAACUGCUGCACCCUCUGUUGUGACCAGAUGGCAGACACUGAACUGAGACCCUGUUUGCACAGUGGAAUUUGUAUGGAGUGUGCCUUACAGCUGGAAACAUGCCCACUUUGUCGUCAGGACAUCCAGACACGAAUCAGACUAAUUUCCCACGUGUCCUGACAUUAGCUACAACGACCCUACAUAUGGACUUUCCCCCUCAAGCUUCCAUCCUGUCCAGUCCCUUCUGUCUGAGAGACCAACCUGACCAAUCGAAUCAUGAUGCUGUCUCAGGAUUGGACACUGCGGCUUGAACCUUUCAUGCUUUGUGAGGAUGGAUAAAUCAGACCCUCCAUAAAGCUGGAGGAAAGAGAAAACUACACUGUUGCACUCCAAGGAGACCCCAGUCAGAGAGGCAGUGAGGGUUAAUGAGGAUAUUUGGAGUUUUCAAGUUUUUUUUGGAAGUUUGUAAUCACGAUUUUCAGGCACAGAUAGCAUAUGGAAAAUACAUUUGUUACAUGCUGAUCUGUUUAAGAGUCUUUCACCUCGAGCUCUAAUCAGGGUCUAAUACAGUUUGUGUCUCUGUUCGGAUGUGUUACAUGUAUAUGUGACUUCUCUCAGUUCAAUUACAAGUCUAAGCCACAAACAACAACUUAUCUUGUUUGUUUCCUCUCAAUGUUAACCCCUGCCCCAGAAACCCAUUAUUCUUCUCCUUCAGACUUGAUUGUACUUGAAUCUGUUCUGGGUUGAUUGCCCCACAUUCUAAUUACAAAUGUCUUGAUGAUUCGAGACACAGAUUUUUUUAGUAAUUACAUUUUUUAUUGAUGUACGAUACAAAGCCCUUUGAGGAAAAAAAUGCAGUCAAAUUACAUCCGAUGAAAUUACAGGCUUGAGGUAAAGAUCACGUUAGACAUUGUCUAUACUUAUAUUGAAGAUAUACUUGCGACAACCCAUAAUUGAGGUUUGGGGAAAUGUUAUGUGUUUCCUCCUGUGGUAAUGCACAUAUCAGUGUCCUAAUGCUGCUGAGGCCAAAUGUGAAUGUUCUGAAGCAGUUACAGAGAGACUGAAAUCUCCGGAGCUCCCAAAGAUAAGAGAGUAUGAUUUGAAUUAAGAAUAUUUCAUUUUCUGAAUUGUGAUGUUUGUAAUAAAUGUCUGUUUUAUGUGUUG
Molecule: messenger RNA, 3181 nt
Organism: Triplophysa rosa
Lineage: Eukaryota; Metazoa; Chordata; Actinopteri; Cypriniformes; Nemacheilidae
Gene: rspry1
Product: ring finger and SPRY domain containing 1
Exons: 15
Coding region: 455-2197 (580 amino acids)
Cellular component (GO): cytoplasm
Molecular function (GO): protein binding; ubiquitin-protein transferase activity
Source: RefSeq, a predicted model, not a curated record